UGAGAGGUAGCUUCAGAAGUCGAAGAGCUACCGUGGCGCGAGCGUCCGAGAGCCCGUCCCGUCACCGCACCUGCCGCGCGGGGCGAUGAGGGCCGCGCGGGUCACCCUGCGCAGCGCCGCCCCUCUGGCGGCGGGCGGGGUCAGCAGCCCGGUGCCGCGCGAGGUGGAGCGCUUCUCCCGCUACUCGCCCUCCCCGCUCUCCAUCAAACAGUUCCUGGACUUCGGUUCAAGUAAUGGAUGUGAAAGAACCUCUUUCGCAUUUCUGCGGCAAGAACUUCCUGUGAGGCUAGCAAAUAUCCUGAGAGAAAUUGACCUGCUUCCUAGUCAGUUACUGAGCACUCCAUCAGUACAGUUGGUAAAAAGCUGGUACAUUCAGAGUCUAAUGGAUGUAGUUGAGUUCCAUCAAAAACACCCAGAGGACCACAGGGUUUUAUCCGACUUUAUAGAUACACUUGUUAUAGUCCGAAAUAGACACCACGAUGUUGUGCCUAUAAUGGCGCAAGGAGUAAUUGAAUACCAAGAUGCCUUCAGAGUGGACCCAGUCACCAAUCAAAAUAUUCAGUACUUCUUGGAUCGGUUUUACAUGAAUCGUAUAUCCAUCCGGAUGCUAAUAAACCAGCACACACUUCUUUUUGAUGACAAUACCAACUCAGGUCAUCCACAGCACGUUGGCAGCAUUGAUCCAUGCUGUGAUGUGGUGGGAGUGGUGAAUGAUGCUUUUGAAACUUCCCGGAGACUCUGUGACCAGUAUUACUUAGCUUCUCCAGAAUUAAGUCUCAUUGAAGUGAAUGGAAGAGUGCCAGGACAACCCAUUCACGUUGUUUAUGUUCCUUCCCACCUCUUCCACAUACUGUUUGAGCUCUUCAAGAAUGCCAUGAGGGCAACAGUUGAACAUCAGAACAAUUCUUCUCUUUCUCCAGUUGAAGUGACUGUUGUUCUAGGAAAUGAAGACCUGACAAUUAAGAUAUCUGACACAGGAGGUGGUGUUCCAUUGAGGAAAAUCAAUCUCCUGUUUAGCUACAUGUAUUCCACAGCACCAAGACCCGUGUUGGAUGACUCUCGUAAUGCUCCUUUGGCUGGUUUUGGGUACGGCUUGCCAAUUUCUCGUCUAUAUGCUAAAUACUUUCAAGGAGACUUGAAUCUAUAUUCUAUACCAGGUUACGGAACAGAUGCUAUUCUCUACCUGAAGGCUCUUUCAACAGCAUCAGUAGAAAAGCUCCCUGUGUUCAACAAGUCUGCCUUUAAGCGUUAUCAAAUGGCUACAGAGGCAGAUGAUUGGUGUAUCCCAAGUAAACCAAAGAACUCGGACCUAGACAAGAAGAAAUCAAUGAAAGAAGCAACUAUAGAAUAUCGCUACACAAUGGGGGAGAAAAAAAAGUCUCAACCCAGAAGUCAAUGGAAGGGUGUAUCAGUCAAGGCUUACAUCUCUCCUGGGCCACUUGCAACCAGUCUUCCAGGUGCUUUCCAGAGCUCUUUAUAUGGAGCAUUCUCAAAGUCUUUCAUAGCAUGAACCACUUCUGCAUUCAAAAAAAAAAACGGAUACUGCCGCAGGGAUUCUGUGAUUAAGUACAGCUAUUGCUUACAUGGUGUCAUAGGACUCCCCCCCCCACCCCCCCUUUUUUUUUUAAUUCUCAAGGGAAAGCUGUACAACACCUUCAGAAGAUGAGCCUGAGAGCUUAAAUUCAUAACUUUGCUAGGUAGACUGUCUAUAACCCACUUAAUCUCCUAUCAUCCCUUUUUCCCCCUCCUUUCCUCACUGUGACUGGGGAGUGUUAAUAGGCCACCUCCCCUUGAGUUGUCCCUUGGAAUAUGUAUUAACUACUUAUGUUAAACAAUGUGUUCCCCCUUGCAUUUCCUAGACCUGAAGAAGAGCUCUGUAAGCUUGAAAGCUGGUCUUUCUCACCAACAGAAGUUGAGCCAAUAAAAAAUACUGUAUUACCUCACCCCCCCCUGUUUCUCAAAUAUACUUUUGGGGGUUUUAGAUAAUGGAGUGGUUGGGAAUAAAGACUAGCAAUGCCACCACCCCAUUACUAAUACAUUUGUAGUGCCAACUGAAUAAACAUAAAACCUAUGAACUAGGACCCUAUGCUGUAGGAACUGUAUAAAUAACAAUGGUGGUCCCUGCCCCAAAGACCUUGCAAUCCACGUGUGGGGCAAGAGAAAACGGAUGGUGACAGGUGGGAGAGCACAAUUCUACUGAGAUAUUACUAACAACCCAGAUGUUACUCCACUAUCCUUAGCCAUAAUACUUGUAGAAUCAAGCAUCUUGCUGAUUGGUGUAGCCAUGUGUUCUUAAAAAAAAAAAAAAAAAAGUGACCUCUUUAUCAUAACUGCCAAGAGAAAGUGGAAAGAUGCAUCAAAACUAGCAUUUACUGAGUGAUUUAAUAAAAAUCAGUGCACUACAUGAGUCUGAGAAAAUAGAGGGGAAAACUGGGUAUUUUUCCUUAAAAUAACUGAAGAAAAUAACGAGCAUAUUUUGAAUUUGUCCGCCAAUGUUUCUGUUUAUCAAUUAUCACUUUACCCUCAGUCUCUUCUACCUCUGGGAAAAUGUUAUAUUUGUACAAUAUAAUUAUUGAUUUAAAAACAUCGACUGGGUUAACUUUAAAAAUCAAACACAGCAGUUCAUGAUGUAUGGAAAGCUAUCAUCUUCUGGAGCUAGUUCCCUAUCCAGUUUUCAAUGCAAUGUGGCAUGUAAGAUAUACAUUAAUUUUUUUCUUAAUAUUACUUUUCCAUGUGAGCAAUUAUUGUAGCUGCCAAAGGAAUGGUAUGUUAUAGCAUCUGGGAGGUGAGGUAAUGUACUUGAAUGAAGAGGGAGUUAGCCAUGAGACAGUCUCUCUAUUAAGACGGGGUUCACUCUAUGGGGAAAAAAAAACUGAGAAUCCGUUAUCUAGUAUACUUUCUACUUUCUAUAUCAUUGACUUACUACUUUCUAUCAUCUCACAUGAUGAAAAAUAACCAAGUUUACUAACGC
Messenger RNA from Caretta caretta (loggerhead turtle), 2971 nucleotides. RefSeq names its product pyruvate dehydrogenase kinase 4 (gene PDK4). Gene Ontology annotation, molecular function: pyruvate dehydrogenase (acetyl-transferring) kinase activity. The record is from RefSeq and is a predicted model, not a curated record. Gene Ontology annotation, cellular component: mitochondrion. Gene Ontology annotation, biological process: protein phosphorylation; regulation of glucose metabolic process. Lineage: Eukaryota; Metazoa; Chordata; Testudines; Cheloniidae.